Messenger RNA from Phoenix dactylifera (date palm), 1210 nucleotides. The record is from RefSeq and is a predicted model, not a curated record. Lineage: Eukaryota; Viridiplantae; Streptophyta; Magnoliopsida; Arecales; Arecaceae.
UCUUCAAGACCACCGACGAAUUUACAAGCCAUUCAACCAUCCAUACAGCGUGCACAUAUAGGAAUUGAAUAUGCCUUUCAUUCCUAUAUCCUACUAUAUCAUGCAGUUUCCGAUCUAAAACUAAUCAGUCACAUUUUCUUUAUUGUUCGUUUCUCUUUAUUCACUUGCAAGCAAUAUAUAACUAAUCCCUUUGGUCAUCCAACCAAAAAAAUAUAUGCAUCAAGAUUCAAGAAGGAAGAAAAAAAUAGAGCCAAAAUUCGAAUACAAUUAAGUACUGGUUCUCCUCUUUGCAAAGAGCAUGAUCCUUUCUGAUACUAGUAACGCACGAUCAAGGAAAAUAGUACUUACUAUGAGGUGCUUCUCAGAAAAUGGCACACAAAUAACGGCCCUGGGCUUAAGGUGACUCCCAAUCCUGCCCUUUUCGGGCCCUCUCCCGCUUAGAUCUCGCCAUAGCCAUCGCGCUCGCGGCCGACCACGCCGCCUUCGACCUCUCCGUCGGCCACGCCGCCGCCGACCUUGCUCUCGAAUCACUUCCUUGCCGAACUCGAUCUUUCCAUCUCCGCUGUCGUCGAUCUCGGCCUCACCCUCUCCGCUGAGAUCCAAGGAUCGCCGCCCCCGACCUCGUCGCCGUUGACUUCAGAGCCGCCCUCUCAAUCGGUUGUCAAUAUUCUGGUCUCUCUUGAGGAUAUAUGGCAAACACGGCAUGCUUUAUAAUUGUCAGCAGGAAUGACAUUCCUAUAUAUGAAGCUGAAGUGGGAUCUGCACCCAAAAAGGAAGAAGCAGCUCACAAGCACCAGUUUAUCUUACAUGCUGCAUUAGAUAUUGUUCAGGACCUUGCAUGGACAACAAGUGCCAUGUUUUUAAAAGCAGUGGACAGGUUCAAUGAUUUGGUGGUAUCUGUUUAUGUCACUGCAGGUCAUAUCCUUAUUAUUAAAACAUUGUUAGACUGUAUUCUGAACAGGAUGGGCAGACAUGGUGGAGAAGUUCAGAUACUUCUGAAUCCUCUCUAUUUACCUGGAUCUCGCAUCACAUCAUCUCACUUUGAUACCAAAGUUAGAGCUCUCGCAAGAAAAUAUCUAUAGCGGCAUCCGCUGUCAAGGACUGCAGAAGUUUUGGCAUCCUCUAUUGAGUAUCAUGCAUAAUGAAGUCCGUAUACUGCUAAUUUUAUUCUGGAUGAAAAACCUACUAGUCAAUUGUUGAUAUAUAUAUA